This is a messenger RNA of Cydia amplana, 2307 nucleotides long. RefSeq names its product MICOS complex subunit Mic60-like. Gene Ontology annotation, cellular component: MICOS complex. NCBI's taxonomy places the organism in Eukaryota, Metazoa, Arthropoda, Insecta, Lepidoptera, Tortricidae. The transcript has 20 exons. The record is from RefSeq and is a predicted model, not a curated record. The coding region runs from base 64 to 2277 and encodes 737 amino acids. Gene Ontology annotation, biological process: cristae formation.
AUAUGUGUCACGUCUUUAUUAUAUCAAUGUUUCUGUAAUACAAAAAUAAUAUUUCAGCCCGAUAUGUUUAAGGCCAUACCGUAUAUAGUUAAAUUGCACAUGUGUAAGCAUGUAGACCCGCGCGUCAACCGCGUGGCCUACUUUUACCAGAACAACACUCGGCCACAGAAAACUACUUAUUCGCAGGUUCAAGUAAGGGACCCCUGUAAGCAACCUGACCCCUGCCCGCCACCGCCAAAGGACGACCGGGCUUUUUGGGGCGCUAUGGCCAUCCUCUUUACCAUGGGCUGCUUCGGUGUAUAUUGCAAGCACACGCCAGAAGCCCGCGACUGGCUCAGCAUAAACGCGGCAUGGUUCGACGACCUCAUCGCCAUCGCCUACCAGGAGAACAAGACUUACGGGGAACAUGCCAAAGACUUCGUGAAGGCUAUCCAGGAGUAUAUGAAUAGGCCAGAGCCUCCGCGACUAUGUGAUUCGGCGGGGAAACCUAUCAAGCAACUCAUGGCGUACCAGGAGAACAAGACUUACGGGGAACAUGCCAAAGACUUCGUGAAGGCUAUACAGGAGUAUAUGAAUAGGUCAGAGCCUCCUCGACUAUGUGAUUCGGCGGGGAAGCCUAUCAAACAACCGCCAAAAGAAAAGAAGAAAGAAGCCAUAGAUAUAGUGUGCCCUAAAAAACCAGAGGAUGAAGGACCACUGGAUCCCAAGAAAUGUCCCGUAGCAAUGAAGCCUGCGUCCCUGAAGACCAUAUGCGACAUUGAGAAGUGCCUGCUCAGCACUGGGGAAGAGUGCCUCAAUAACUACUGGACGGCGAAAGAGGCCUGCAGAGUGUACAAUGAAUUGGUAGAAGACCACCUGACGAACUUCACGUUGGACCGGCUGAAGGCCCUUCGACCGGCGAUGCUGGAACGGUUCAGGUUGCUGAACGAACACGCGUGUGCUGCUACAAAACAUCUGCACACUUUAGAGGAACUGGGCCGCAUAAUGGAGUGCGGCGUGAGCGCGCCGAAGGACGCCGUGGACAACACCAACGCCAUGCUGAAGCAGUUCAUGGCGCAGGUGAAGGCGAUGCAGACCGAGUACGUGUGGGAGCAGGACCGCGCGCUCGCCGCCGACGCCAAGUGGCAAUAUGUCGAAAAACUGUUGGAUCAAUACAUCAAAGAAAACGAAGUAAUGUUCCCAGGGACAGCCUACGACAGCGAAAAACCCAACAUCGUUGGCGGCACUGACCUCCUGUUGAUACAUACACUCAAAUAUAAAAAUAUGUUAGAAGCUGUGUUGAAAGCGGAUUCCCAAGCUGCCUCCGAAAGAGCGGGACGAGGCGUGGCAACGUUGCCACAAGAUGCAAAUGCUGUGAAAGCUCGUGAAGCGCUCAUACUAAAUGCGUAUAGGAAAAAACAGGGGGAAUUGGAUCAAUGGUAUAAAAUGAAGCUAGACUGGCAGAAAGGUGAAGUGGACAAAGCUUUGAAAAAAGCGGUGGCUGAAUCAAAAGAACGACACGAGCGUCAAAUGGUUAUCAAUCUGAAACAAAAGGAAGAGGAGGCUACAAAAAAGUUGAAUAAAAUGGUGGACGAAGCGGUGGAAGCGCAGAAGGCUAAGUUUGCUCGAGAGCUUAGAGACUUGUCACUGAAAGUUCAGGCUACAGAGAAUAAACUAGAAGCGCGUCUAAAAGCCGAGCGAGAAGCGAAGCGCUCUCAACAGCUGUGGUCUGCCGGGGCUUCCUUACUCGCUAAGACUAAGAAAGGAGACCCGCACGUUUGUGUGGCCAGGGAGAUUAAAGCUAUCGAAGCGGCUGUUGGUGAUGGCGACAAACUCGUGUUGACUGUACUAAAAUCCAUACCAGAGCAAGUGCGCAAGGAAGGACUGGUGCCGGAGAGUGUACUGCGGGAACGAUACCACCUGAUGGAGAAAACGGCCAAACAUGUGGCCCUGGUGGAGUUAGAAGGCAGCCCGAUGCCGGUCUACAUCGUCUCCUGGAUUCAAUCUAUGCUUCUCUUUAUGAGGCUAUCUGGCAUUCCGCAAAAGGACAUUGACAAUCCGAUGAAAUGCAAGAAAGAACUUGAGGAGUUGGAUACAUUCGACCGAUUAAAUUAUGCCAGGUAUUGGAUAGAGCAAGGAAACCUAGCCCCAGCGCUUCGCUACGUCGAGUCGCUAGAGGGCGCCUCUCGCGUCGCCGCUGAUACGUGGUACAAGGACGCUAAGACCCAUCUCGAGAUCAAGCAAGCUGCUGAGGCGGUCAUAGCACACGCUACUGCCUUGGCCUUGCAAUAUACUUGAGUAUCAACGCGUGGUUUGGCAGUUUGACUA